GUAGGAGUGCGACACGAAUCAGCGGAACGUUUUCGUGAGAUUGCUUGUCAUCCUUCAACGUGGCGCCUCACUCUCUCACACACACACACACACACACACACGUAGGCAGGCCAAUAGCAGAGUGUGUGAGCGGGUUUUAAACUGCAGGGAGGCUGGAUCAAUGCGUGGGGGAAACACUGAAAAUCCGAUUUAACGGAGAAAAUAGACUUUAGAUACCAGUACGGAUUUAACGUAAAGCUUUUUUCCCUCCUAUAAAUCAGUGUUUCUCUUCGUGCGCGCGAGGCAUCAGGGGGACACGGAGCCUUCGAGGGGGUUAUUUAUAACUUUAAUCCCUGUAAGAGGCGACUGGUUAGUAGACCCCCCUGUUCGGACAGUGGUAAUAGCCAUGCACGGUGUGUGUGUAGUGUGUGUAGUGUGUGUGUUGGUGUGUGUGGUGGAUCUGAAGCCCAUGUUGAGAAAGGAUAGAAUUCACCAUGACCCCGAACUUAGCAGCAAGCCGCACGAAGCCCAGCACGCGCACCAGCAGAGCCUCCAGUUCGACCAUGAAGCUUUCCUGGGGAAAGAAGAAGCGAGGACUUUCGACCAGCUGAGUCCAGAGGAGAGCAGAGACAGGCUGAGUAAGAUUGUGGAUCGUAUCGAUAGUGAUGCUGAUGGGUUCAUCACCUCUGACGAACUGAACCUUUGGAUUAAACGUGUUCAAAAGCGAUAUGUUUACGAGAACGUGGCUAAAAUCUGGCGUGACUACGACCUGAAUAAAGACGACGCGAUUGGCUGGGAUGAGUACAAACAGGCCACCUAUGGAUACUACCUCGCGAAUCCAGAAGAGUUUGCAGAUUCGACCGAUCAGUUCAGCUUUAAGAAGAUGCUGCCCCGAGACGAGCGCAGGUUUAAGGCGGCUGAUCUGAACGGAGACGGGAGAGCAGAGAGGGAUGAGUUCACUGCUUUCCUCCAUCCUGAGGAAUUCGAGCACAUGAGGGACAUUGUCGUCCUGGAGACGCUGGAGGACAUAGAUAAGAACGGAGACGGCUACGUGGACGAAGACGAAUACAUCGCGGACAUGUUUGCACAUGAAGAUGGUGGGCCUGAACCGGACUGGGUGAAAACUGAGAGGGAUCAGUUUUCCGAUUUCCGAGACCUGAAUAAAGAUGGGAAGAUGGACAUGGAGGAGAUUCGUCACUGGAUUCUUCCUCCGGAUUACGAUCACGCUCAGGCUGAGGCGCGACACCUUCUCUACGAGUCCGACACGGAUAAGGAUCAGAUGCUGACAAAAGAAGAGAUUCUGCAGAACUGGAACAUGUUUGUAGGAAGUCAAGCAACAAACUAUGGAGAAGAUCUGACCAGAAACCAUGACGAGCUCUGAACAACGCACAAGCAAGCACAAUAAUGACCAUUUCUCCAUUCACUCCAUUAAUAACACUCUGUUAAAUAAGUCCAUGAACUCUGAUCACACACUGAGUCUCAUCAGUAAUCACUAAAACAUUCUGAGGAUGUGAAAUUCCAGCACUUUCUCCAGGACUGACUGACUGACAGAUCUACUGAUUUGCAGCUCUCUAAUCUACCUCAGUGUUACUCUGUGGCCUUUGUGGCUUUUUCUUCUGUUCGUGAGUGAAUUAGAGACUUUAACUGCAAGUUUUUUUUCCACAGAUUCAUUUUGCUUAGAUCUUAUUUGAUCUGAACAAUCGCUCUGUUCAGUUAAGCGUGUUUUGUGUCUUUACUGUUGAGGAAACACACACCCAUUGUUAGUCAAUUACAAACCCAGCAUUACAAUAUGAAUUUAGGUUUUUUUUUUAAUGUUUGUCAGUUUUUUUUAGCUUUGAUUCUGAUCAUAUUUAAAAAAACAUCUUGUUUUAAGUUUUUACUCAGAGAUUUGUAUUUGUAUUACGGGAUCAAACCCAGUCAUGUAGAUUUUGGCUACUAAUGCAGUGUUGCUGAGUCGUUAGUGAGAUUGUUUUUUUUUUUUCAUAAAAAAAUAAAUUUGACUAUUCGGCACA
Molecule: messenger RNA, 1991 nt
Organism: Hemibagrus wyckioides
Lineage: Eukaryota; Metazoa; Chordata; Actinopteri; Siluriformes; Bagridae
Gene: rcn1
Product: reticulocalbin 1, EF-hand calcium binding domain
Exons: 6
Coding region: 386-1360 (324 amino acids)
Cellular component (GO): endoplasmic reticulum
Molecular function (GO): calcium ion binding
Source: RefSeq, a predicted model, not a curated record